This is a messenger RNA of Micromonas commoda, 1095 nucleotides long. RefSeq lists its product with no specific name. The transcript has 2 exons. NCBI's taxonomy places the organism in Eukaryota, Viridiplantae, Chlorophyta, Mamiellophyceae, Mamiellales, Mamiellaceae. Gene Ontology annotation, cellular component: mitochondrion; cytoplasm. Gene Ontology annotation, molecular function: ATP hydrolysis activity; ATP binding. The annotation marks the transcript as partial. The record is from RefSeq and is a predicted model, not a curated record.
UCGCCGUUGGGGGCGUACGAGAGGCUGUCCAAGCAGGGGGUGCUCCGGUGGGACGAGGCGCAGCACAGGGCCUUGAAGACCCUUAACGAGCUUCACGCCAAGCUCGUGGGAGACAUGGACGGGGGCGCCGCCGCGGCGAAGAGAAAGUCGGAGGCGCCGAAGAAGGAGGGGAGCUGGUUCACCGACCUGUUCACCGCCAGGGAGGAGGACGACGAGGGCGGAUACGCGUCCCACGGCGGCGUCUACCUCUUCGGCGGGCCCGGGUGCGGUAAGACUUUCUGCAUGGACCUCUUCUACGCCUCGUUGCCCGGAACCGACGGCAAGGAGAAGCGUCGCGAGCACUUUCACUCCUUCAUGCUGCACACGCACCAGACGCUUCACAAGCUUGGAAAAGCCGGGCACACCGAAGAUACGGUGGCUAUAUACGCGCAACGGGUGGCGAAGAAGACCAGGGUCCUGUGCCUGGACGAAUUUCAAGUCACGGACGUCGCGGACGCGAUGAUCAUUCGCCGUUUACUGGACCAGCUGUGGGAGCGGGGCGUGACAAUCGUGACGACGUCGAACAGGGAACCCGACGAGCUCUACAAAAACGGGCUCAACCGCGUGCAAUUCCUCCCUUGCAUCGAGGCCAUCAAGGCACGAUGCGUGGUGCACCCGAUGGAGAGCGUGCGGGACUACAGGCUCACGGGGCGGGGGAUCGCGGGGGAGGAUACCACGGGGGGUGAGAGCGGCGGGUUCAAGGGCACGUGGCGGGUCCGAAGGGAAGGGGAGUCUCACGAGGAGGGUGAGCGCUGGCUCGAGCGGCGCCUCCAGCCCAUGGGCGGGCGGCGGAUCCAGGUCCCCAGGGCGGGCGGCGGCGUCGCGCUGUUCCGCUUCGACGAGGUCUGCGCGUCCGCGAUGGGAGCCGGGGACUACACCGCCGUGGCUUCAACGUUUCACACCGUCGGUCUAUCCCGGGUCCCUCGGAUGACCAUCGAGCGAGUGGACCUGAUGCGCCGGUUCAUCACGUUCAUCGACGUCAUGUACGAGCACAAGGUGAAGCUGUUGGCUUGCGCGCCGACGUCCCCGGCGACGCUGUUUGAAUCCAGCGGCGGC